AUGCUGCGUCGUAGUAAACGAAUUUCUGAGCAAAUGGAAAGAAACAACUUGCCGAAUCAAGUUUCGGUCAAAAAGUCAAGAUUUAAUGAAGAGUUGAAGAAAAAAGAACUGGAAGCACUUAAAAAUAAAUUGAAAAUAGCUCAGGGAAAUUUGUCUGAUUCCAAGAAUAAAUUAAAUUAUGAACUGAGACUGAAGGAGAUUCUGAAAAAGAAAUUAGAAGAGUCGGAGAGAGCUUUCGGAGCAGCAAAUACUGUGGCUACUGAGGCAAAAACAAUGUUGGGAAACUAUACGAAAUUGACUGAGAAUCAAAAACAAAUAAUUGCUGAUAUGGAGGGAAAAAUGGAAGAUUUCAAGAAUCAGACUAAGUUCAAUGAGGCAUUGAAUAGAGAGAAAGCGACUGCUGAAUCAUAUAAGAAGAAGUGGAUGAAUAUGAUGAAUCGAGCUGAAAAUGGAGAAGAUGAGAAUGGACCAUUUCCAUGGAAACACUGUGAGAGCUGUGAUGAACCAUAUGGAGACACAGAUAUUAGAAUUCCACGAGUUUUAGUGUGCGGUCAUACGAUCUGUACUGAAUGUGCUGGAAAGCUGAUGAUGAACAACAACUCGAUCCGCUGUCCGGUUGAUCGUCAGAGUACAAAAACUGAAAAUGGAAGAGCCGACGGGUUGCCGAAGAACUUUGUAUUGUUGAACGUGUGA
Molecule: messenger RNA, 693 nt
Organism: Caenorhabditis remanei
Lineage: Eukaryota; Metazoa; Nematoda; Chromadorea; Rhabditida; Rhabditidae
Exons: 2
Coding region: 1-693 (230 amino acids)
Source: RefSeq, a predicted model, not a curated record